Messenger RNA from Morone saxatilis (striped sea-bass), 1006 nucleotides. Its product is annotated as glutathione peroxidase 2-like. Gene Ontology annotation, cellular component: mitochondrion; cytosol. NCBI's taxonomy places the organism in Eukaryota, Metazoa, Chordata, Actinopteri, Moronidae. The record is from RefSeq and is a predicted model, not a curated record. The transcript has 2 exons. Gene Ontology annotation, molecular function: glutathione peroxidase activity. Gene Ontology annotation, biological process: response to selenium ion; response to hydrogen peroxide; glutathione metabolic process.
CAUGUUGACAUUGGACCGCCCUCUCACAGAUAAACUGCGCGUUUUUAAACUAGACUAUAUAGAGCUAGUUCGUGCAGUGAACUCAGAAUUCGUGAGAAUGGCUGGAAACGUGAAAAGGUUUUACAACCUGACAGCUAAGCUGCUGUCUGGAGAAAUGUUGAGUUUCUCUGCACUGAAGGGGAAAGUUGUGCUCAUUGAGAAUGUGGCGUCUCUAUGAGGAACAACAACCAGGGACUACACUCAGAUGAACGAGCUCCACAGUCGGUACUCCGCCAAGGGACUCGUUGUUCUGGGUGUGCCCUGCAAUCAGUUCGGACAUCAGGAGAACUGCAAGAAUGAUGAAAUCCUCAAUUCUCUGAAGUAUGUCCGUCCAGGAAAUGGCUUUGAACCAAACUUCCAGCUCCUGGAGAAGGUGGAUGUGAAUGGAAAGGAUGCCCACCCUUUGUUUGUCUAUCUGAAGGACAAGCUUCCGUACCCCAGCGAUGACGCCAUGGCUCUCAUGACUGAUCCAAAGUGCAUCAUCUGGAGUCCCGUCAGUAGGAACGACGUCUCCUGGAACUUUGAGAAGUUCCUGGUCGGUCCUGAUGGCGAGCCCUACAAGCGCUAUAGCAGGAAUUUCCUCACAAUUGAUAUUGAGGCAGAUAUUAAAGAGUUACUCAAGAGGGUGAAUUAAAGUGUGCUACAACACGUUCUGGGUGGCUGUUCAAGCAUAUCAGUUAUGACCAGCCUGGCUAAAAAUCAGUACACAUCUGUUCAGGGCGUUUUAUCACAUUUUCCCACCUUCACAGUUUAAGUAAAUUGCAGCUCUUCUAAGUUUGUGAUAUUUCCAGUGCAGUACACUAUGGUUGUUCAGCCCAUUUACUCAAUGAAGACACUCCUUGAAACCUUUCUGUGAGGGGAGUUUCUGAUGAAGAUGUAAAAGACUGACUGUGCCACUGUGUAUAGCUCAUAUCACAAAUAUAUUCAUUGGGUCGACUUAAAGCGAAGAAAUAAAGAUUUAAUUUUA